AUGAGAUGCCUUGGUGUGGCCGUCGCGCUGUAUGACUACGCCGCACAGGCGGAUGAUGAGCUGACUUUGACGGAGGGAGAUACCCUGUAUGUGGAUGAGCUGGCGGAUGAGGCCUGGUACAAAGCACGUUUGCGCGAUGGCAGUCAUGAGGGGCUCGUGCCCGCCAACUAUGUCGAGAUGCGUGCGCCUGAGCAGGUUGUUGUGGCCGCGUACGACUAUGAAGCUCAGAACCAUGACGAGCUUUCUUUCGCUGAGGGACGCGUAUUGGACGUGUUGGAGCGUGACGGCGACUGGCUCCUUGCUCGGAUCCAGGGCACGGACCAGAUGGGACUCAUCCCGUCGAAUUACGUUGAGGAGUUUGGGUCAUCAGGCGCGCAAGAGCCCGUGCCAGCGUCUGAGCCAAGUCCAGAAGCUGAGCCGGCACAGGAACAUAAGCCAGCGCCAGCGCCAGAGCCGGCGAACGUGCCGUCAGAAUCGCCAGCGGCACAGCCACCCAAGCCGCGUAUGAUGGCGCCGCCACCGCCAGCUCCCGCGCCCGCGCCCGCACCAGCGCCAGCGACAGCACCAGCUCCAACGCCACCUCAAGCGCCUGAGGCUCCCGCUAGUGUGCCUUUGCCGUCGUCGCUCGUGCCUCAAGCCACUGGCGCGGAAGACGAUUUGGACGAGACAGAUGGACAGGCAUCCACUGUGGCGCCACGCGCCGUACCGGCUGCAUGGACAGCGUCAUCUACGCAAGACGAGAUCCAAAUGUGGUCCGUCACUGAGCUGGACAUGAAAAAACGCAAGCGCAAAAACAAAGGCACACUGGGCGUGGGAAAUGGCUCUGUAUUUUUCGCGACAGAUACGGAUGGUACUGCCGUGCCACGCGUCGACAUCAAGCACUUGAAGAGUACGACGCUCGAAAAGGGCAAGUACUUGAUCAUUACGUUUGAGCGCGCCGCCCAAGUCGAGGGCGAUGUAUGGGUCUUUCACGUCGGCUCACGCGCAGCUUACCAGGAUAUUUCCGCCCGCAUCGGGAAAAGCAAGGCGAUCAGCAAGCAGCCAGCACACACUGCAUCCACACCUCGUGUCUCUUCGUCAGCUCCCCAUUCUCCUCCCACUCAAACGGGCGUGCCCGAAAUGGUCGUGGCCUUGUACGACUUUGAGGCCCAGGCCGACGACGAGUUGAGCGUGUCCGAAGGCGACCAGCUUGUGCUCAUAGAGCGUGAAGACCACGAAUGGUGGAAACUGCAAAAUGCCAAAGGCCAUAUCGGCGUCGUUCCUGCUUCCUAUGUCGAGGUACUGAAAGAAAAUAACAGCCCUGCACUAAACGCUCUCAACCACAAGUUUUCUACGAUGCGCGAUCCACGCCGUGCUGCUCCACGCCGGCCUACCGAAGCUAAAAGACACGAGUCCGCUGCGCGUCCCUUGGUAGAUAACCCUCCUCAGCUUCCGAAUCAGGGCCGCAUGCGGACGUGGGUCGAUGCAACAGGGCGUUUCCGAGUCGAGGCCGAGCUUGUUGGAGUACGCACGGACACAGUGCGUUUGCACAAGGCUAAUGGCACAUUAAUUGAUGUGCCCCUCUUCAAAAUGUCUUUGGCGGAUCUGCGUUAUUUAGAGGGUAUUACAGGCCGCAAUUUGCGCACCCCAUCGGGCCCGCCUUCUGCUGCAUCUCAGCGCCAGAGUGCAUCGGGGUAUCCCGAACGCUCCGUGUCUCGGUCUCGUGGACGUGGACCUGCGUCCAGCUACCGACCCGAUAUCGAUUGGUUUGACUUUUUCGUCGAAGCGGGUGUCGACAUGCAGCAUUGUGCACGCUAUGCGGAUGCCUUUGAACGUGACCAUAUGGACACAUUUGUUCUCCCUGAACUGAGUGUAGACUCACUGCGCCGACUUGGACUGCGUGAAGGUGAUAUCUUGCGUGUUCGGCGACACGUACAAAACAAGUACUCAAAGUCGUCAGCUCCUCCGCCGAUGCCGCAACGCUCACCCGAAGAAGAGGAAAAGCAAAAGGAAACAGAUGAGGAACUAGCACGACGCUUACAAGCUCAAGAAAUCGCGGAGCAGCGCCGUCUUGCACCACGCAAGUCUACUACUCGUGCGCCAGAGCCAGCACCGGAGCCGUUGCCGCCGCGCUCGACGGACAUGUCGCGUAACACGGACGACACUUCUACUGCCGCGGCUCAAGAGGCUCUACAACCGAACCAGACGGGCGUCAGUGCCGAAACGAUCGCUGCUGCUGUGGAAAUUAUUCGCCGUCGCGAGCGCGAAGAGGCUGAAGAGCGUGAAAAAGCGGCCAAGAAGGACGAGCGCCCCGCAGAUCCCAACUCGGCCCUGUUCGAUAAGCUGGAAAAACUCAAGCCGAGUCCGAAGCCAUCAGCGACACCAAGUAUGCCCGAUCCCAAUGCGCCGCGCGGGCCUAUUGCUCCUGUACCCAUAAAUCAGAGCCUACUGCAGCCGCUCAUUCCCCUGCAGGGCACGGGCCAAUUCGUGCCAACCAAUCCUACUGGCGCCACCUCCAUGUUUGCGCCACAGCCGCCCGGCUUUGGCAUGCCGCAACCGACGGGCAUGUUCAGUGUGCCCCAACCUCAAGCGCCUCAACCUGUGCCACAGCCCAUGCUGGGUCAAGCCACUGCAGAUACGACCAGUGCAUCGAGUCAACAGGACCGAUUCAGUGCAGCCAGUGUGUUUGAGCAGAUGAAGACGGGCUCUGGCGCCUUCUCAAAAGAUACGUCCGCGCCGCAAAGCAGUGGAAAGUAUGAUCCCCUCCGUGCGCAACCUACGGGCUUCGCUGCAGGUGGUAUUGUCGACUCAUCACCAUUUGGAGGCGGUAUGAUGAUGCCCCAAGGCAUGCCCACACAAAGCAUGAUGCAGAUGCCUAUGGGCACGGGCAUGAUGAUGGGUAUGCCGGGACAACCUUCGGGCUUUAUGCCAGCCUAUGGCUUUUAUCCUUCGUAG
Messenger RNA from Malassezia restricta, 2934 nucleotides. RefSeq names its product actin cytoskeleton-regulatory complex protein SLA1. Lineage: Eukaryota; Fungi; Basidiomycota; Malasseziomycetes; Malasseziales; Malasseziaceae. Bases 1 to 2934 code for a protein of 977 amino acids. The transcript has a single exon. The record is from RefSeq and is a predicted model, not a curated record. Gene Ontology annotation, molecular function: identical protein binding; protein-macromolecule adaptor activity; ubiquitin binding. Gene Ontology annotation, biological process: regulation of actin filament polymerization.